AGUUUCCUAUUUUUAACUCAGUUCUAGGCCGAGUUCUCCGGACAGGACAGCUGCCCCACACCACAUCUCUUCUUGUCUACCGUCAGGAAUAGCUGGCCUAUCAGAUCUCCUCUGCUGCCCGGUUUCAACAGAGAAGUCGGCCCUCUCUUAGCGGCGCACUCAUUGCUUUCACUUUGGAAUUUACACUCACCAUCCCUUACUUUUCUAUGGAAAUAUUUUUUAAAUGGCUGAUUUAAAACUAGUCCGCCCAGUCUUCAUCUGAAUUGUACAGCUCAUGACAUCAGACCGAGCGACAUGGCAUUCUCAUCACGCUUUUCCUUCUGGGAGCAAAAGGUCAAAGAAGAGAACCCACCUGGCAAAAAUCUGGAAAAUGAAGGCCUAAUGCGGGCCCAGUCUGUGUCAGCCCUAGAUCCAGGAAGGGGAUUCUUCCAGGCUAAAAGCCCCCCUCCAGUGUCACGAUCAGAGUCUACAGCAAGAUUCAGGAGCCCUUCCCCCCCGAAGUUUAGAGCGCCCGUAAAAGUUCCAGAGCGUUUCAAAAGCCCAGAGCCACGAUCAAACAUUCAGGACCAUGUAAGGAGUCCAGAACCUCCUCCAGAAAACCGACAAUAUCCAGGCAAAGUAAUUAAUGGUGAUGAAAAUGUAAAUGGGAGUAUAGUCAAUGGUAAUUCUGCUAUUAAUGGCAAGAUCAAACCUAUGGAAAAUCUGGCUGGUAUGUUGCCGAACCCAGAGGACCAGGGCGUAACUCGCAAGAAGGUGGUGAAGGUGGUGCGCCGCAUUGUCCGAAAGGUUAUACCCACAGAGGAGGAACCUUCUAAGGAGCCAGAACCAACCUCAAUAGAGGUCUCAAAACUUGUUAAACCAGUGACUGAACCACUCAAAUCGAUCACCUCUGCGUUGCCAGGAUCAGUGCCCAAGGGUUCCAAAAUGUCAGCAUUCUCCUUCAAACAUGACACCAUUAAAUCGGAGGAGAAGGAUGAGGCACUGGCGUGCCUCAUCGGCAGAGGCAGGACAAAAGAACCUCGUUCAAGGAUACAUAAGGAGGAGUUACAGGAAAUGCUGGAGCCGGUAGAGAAAAAGGAGGAGAAAAAACAAGACUGUCUCCAUGUUCCCAAGCAUGUUGAGACUGAGUUGAAACCUGAAAUGACACUUGCAUCUCGAAAACAGCAGAACAAAGCUCCAGGAACUCCACAGGCUUCUGCCAGCACUUCUACCAGCACUUCUAUUGGUGGCUCUACUUCAACUGCAGCAAUUUUCAAAACAUCCCAGUCUAGUAUCUCUAGUCCACCAUCUGCAGCCGUUAUUCCAGCAUCUAGAUCCUCAUCACUCGUACGCCCUGAAUGUCUCAAUACAACACCAAAGCCCCCACCUGCUUUGGCAUCUGUCACAAAAUCAACUGCUGCCGUUCCCACUGCUGUUAAAUCCACCCUUCCUGCCGGUCCUUCAUCCACGGCUGGCACCAAAAGCCCCCGUCUACUUCCAAUUGCAUCUGCUGUUGAAGCCCAAAAGCACUCGGUUGUCCGCCUCCCUGUGGGAACCUUAUCAUCCCCCUCCAUGGCUAGUUCCUCCUCUCCCAUUCAAGGAUCCAUCCUUUUCCAACCCCAUGUUGCUGAUGGAAAAGAUAAGGAGGUGCCGCUCAGCCCUACAGAGGAGGCUCAGAUACGUCUGAUGAGGAUCUUCAGUGCUCCUCUGGAACCAGCAGAUAGUGUGUCAUCUGUCAGAGCUACUGUCCCCUUGGUAGUACCUCGUGCCUCCAUUCAGGAUGUGGUGGAAGAGGACACUUUGGCCCUUCUACAGGCCUCCCACGCUGCAGUCCAGAAGCCCAAGGUGAAAACUGAGGAGCAGAUAACCGCAGAGCAGGCAUGGUUUGGCUCAGAAAAAGUUUGGCUGGUCCACAAGGAUGGUUUCUCCCUAGCCACGGUGUUGAAGACGGAGGCCGGCUCCCUUCCAGAGGGGAAGGUUAAAGUUAAACUGGAACAUGAUGGGACGAUACUUGACGUGGAUGAGGAUGAUGUAGAAAAGGCCAACCCUCCAUCCUACGAUCGGACUGAAGACCUAUCCUCCCUGCUCUACCUCAAUGAGUCCAGUAUCAUGCACUCCCUGAGGCAGCGCUACGGAGGCAAUUUGAUCCACACCUACGCCGGUCUCAACACCGUGGUCAUCAACCCACUGAGUACAGCGUCCAUGUACUCUGAGAAGGUGAUGCACAUGUUUAAAGGUUGCCGACGCGAGGACACUGCCCCCCACAUUUACUCCGUGGCCCAGACGGCGUACCGCAAUUUACUGACUACACGCCAAGACCAGUCCAUCGUGUUGCUUGGAAAGUCUGGCGGCGGCAAGACCACCAACUGCCAGCACUUGGUCCAAUACCUUGUCUCUAUUGCUGGUAGCACUGGCAAGAUCUUUUCUGCUGAAAAAUGGCAGGCGGUGUACACCAUUCUCGAAGCCUUUGGUAAUAGCUCCACCUCCAUGAACACAAACGCCAGUCGAUUCUCACACAUCAUCUCCCUGGACUUUGACCAGGCUGGCCAAGUUGCCUCUGCUUCUAUUCAGACCAUGCUUCUUGAGAAGUUGAGGGUGACCAGGCGGCCUGCCACAGAGUCAACCUUCAACAUCUUCUACUACAUGAUGGCUGGAGCCGACAGCAACCUCAGAACGGAGCUGCACUUCAACCAUUUUGCAGAGAACAGUGCUUUUGGGAUCCUGCCUCUGUCCAAGGAAGAUGAAAAGAAGCGGGCUGCCCAGCAGUUCACCAAGCUGCAGGCAGCCAUGAAGGUUCUGGGUAUCUCUGGCGAGGAGCAGAAGGCCCUCUGGCUCGUGUUGGGGGCCAUUUACCACCUGGGAGCAGCAGGGGCCACAAAGGCGGGACGCAAGCAGUUUGCCCGACACGAGUGGGCCCAGAAGGCGGCCUACCUGCUGGGCUGCAGCCUGGAGGAGCUCUCCUCCGCCAUCUUCAAGCACCAGGCCAAAGGACUGCAGCGCUCCACCUCCUUCAGAGGAGGCCCUGAGGAGGCUGGCGAUGGACCAGGUUCUAAGAUCACUGCCCCGGAGUGUCUGGAGGCCAUGGCCUCAGGCCUCUACUCUGAGCUCUUCACCUUGGUCGUCUCCCUGGUGAACAGGGCGCUGAAAUCCAGUCAACACUCUCUGUGCUCCCUCCUGAUUGUGGAUACGCCAGGCUUCCAGAACCCACGCAUGGCUCAGCGCCAGCGGGGAGCCACCUUUGAGGAGCUCUGCCACAAUUAUACCCAGGAGAGGCUGCAGACUCUCUUCCAUGAGCGCACUUUUGUCCAGGAGCUGGAGAGAUACAAGGAGGAAAACAUAGAGCUUGCUUUAGAUGACAUAGAGUCCAGCACCUCUAAGUCUGUAGCUGCUAUUGAUCAAGCCUCAGCCCAAACCCUGGUGCGUACCUUAGCUAGGACGGAUGAGGCGCGGGGCCUGCUGUGGCUGAUGGAGGAGGAGGCGGUUCAGCCCGGGGGAUCAGAGGAGACCCUGCUGGAGCGGCUAUUCAGCUACUAUGGCACCCCGCACGGAGAAAGCAACAGGCCCAGCCUGCUGCUGAAAGGAGACAAGCCCCAGCACUUCCUGCUGGGCCACAGCUCUGGGACGGACUGGGUGGAGUACGACGCCCAGGGCUGGCUCAGCCACGCCAAGCAGAACCCCGCCUUCCAGAAAGCUGCCACACUGCUGCAGGACUCUCAAAAGAAGAACAUCAGCGGGCUGUUCACGGGCCGGGCGGGCGGGGCCACGGUGCUCUCCGGCUCCAUCGCCGGUCUGGAGGGGGGCUCGCAGCUGGCCCUGCGCCGGGCCACCAGCAUGAGGAAGAACUUCACCACGGGCAUGGCUGCCGUCAAGAAGAGGAGCCAGUGCAUACAGAUCAAGCUUCAAGUGGAUGCAUUAAUUGACACAGUGCGCCGAUCCAGGAUACAUUUUGUCCACUGCCUCCUUCCCAAAGUGGAGUCAGUAGGCGUGGUGGGGGACCCCCGCGUGUCUCACGGAGACACCCCCGACUCUGGCCUCAUGACCCUUGACGUGGGCCUGCUCCGGGCCCAACUCCGGGGCUCUAAGCUACUAGAUGCUCUGCGCAUCUACAGGCAAGGGUACCCUGAUCACAUGGUGUUCUCUGAAUUCCGGCGACGCUUUGAUGUGCUGGCGCCACACCUGACCAAAAAGCAUGGGCAUCACUACAUUGUCACCGACGAAAGAAGGGCAGUGGAGGAGCUGUUGGACUCUUUGGAACUGGAGAAGACCAACUACCACAUGGGGCUUAGUAGAGUUUUCUUCAGAGCGGGGGCUCUCACCAAGUUGGAAGAGCAGCGUGACGUGCAGACCCGGAGGAACCUCACUCUGUUCCAGUCUGCUUGUCGUGGCUUCCUGGCCAGGCAGGCCUUCAAGAAAAGAAAGAUUCAAAACCUGGCCAUCCGCUGCAUCCAGAAGAACAUUAAGAAGAACCGUGGUGUGAAGGGCUGGCCGUGGUGGAAGCUCUUCACCACCGUCAGGCCUCUCAUAGAGGUGCAGCUCACUGAGGAGCAGAUCCGCGGCAAGGACGAGGAAAUCCAGCAGCUGAAGCAGAGGUUGGAGAAGGUGGAGAAGGAGCGGAACGAGCUGAGACUUAACAGUGACCGGCUCGAGAGCCGGAUCACAGAGCUAUCAUCAGAAGUCGCUGAUGAGCGAAACACAGGCGAGUCUGCCUCACAGAUGCUGGAGACGGAGACCUCUGACAGACUACGUCUGGAGAAGGACAUGAAGGAACUGCAGACCAAGUUUGACAGUGUAAACAAACAGAUGGAGUCGAUGGAGAUGGAAGUGAUGGAAGCCCGCCUCAUCAGGGCCUCCGAGCUCAACGGAGAGAUGGACGAUGAUGACACAGGAGGAGAGUGGAGGCUGAAGUACGAGCGGGCCAUCAGGGAGAUUGAGUUCACCAAGAAGCGGCUGCAGCAGGAGUUUGAUGACAAGUUGGAGGUGGAGCAGCAGAACAAGAGGCAGCUGGAGAGGAGGAUCAGUGACCUGCAGGCAGAUAACGAGGAGUCCCAGCGCAUCGGUCAGCAGCUGAAGAAGAAGCUCCAGCGGCUGACGGCAGAGCUGCAGGACACCAAGCUGCACCUGGAGGGACAGCAGAGCCGCAACCACGACCUGGAGAAGAAGCAGAGGAAGUUUGAUAGCGAACAAAGUGUUUCUCAAGAGGAGGUGCAGAGAGAGAGGAGCCUGAGGGAGAAGCUGGGCAGAGAGAGAGAUGUUCUGGCUGGAGAGGUCUUGGGACUCAGACAGCAGCUUGAGGACAAGGAGCUGGAGUUGACUGCUGUGCAUCUGAAGCACGAGCAGCUGGACGCCGAGCUGCAGGACCUCAGCUCCCAGGAGACCAAGGACGAGGCCUCCCUCUCCAAGGUGCGCAAGCAGCUGCGGGACAUCGAGGCCAAGGCCAAAGACCAGGAGGAGGAGCUGGACGAACAAGCAGGAACCAUUCAGAUGCUGGAAAAGGCUAAACUACGGUUGGAGAUGGAGAUGGAGCGGCUGCGCCAAACACACUCAAAGGAUUUGGAGAGCAAAGAGGACGAAGUGGAGGAGAUCAGACAGUCCUCCAGUAAGAAGCUAAGGCAGAUGGAGGUCCAGCUUGAGGAAGAAUAUGAUGACAAGCAGAAGGUUCUGAAGGAGAGGAGGGAGUUGGAGGCCAAACUGUGUUCAGCAAAGGAGGAGGUCAGCCACGUGGACAUUGAGACAGAGAAGAGGCUCAGGAAGGACCUGAAGAGGACCAAGGCCCUGUUAGCGGACGCCCAGAUCAUGUUGGACCACAUGAAGAACAACGCGCCCAGCAAGAGGGAGAUCGCCCAGCUCAAGAACCAGCUGGAAGAGUCUGAGUUCACUUGUGCAGCAGCAGUCAAGGCCCGCAAGGCCAUGGAGGUGGAGAUCGAGGACCUGCAUGUCCAGAUGGAGGACAUCUCCAAAGCUAAGCAGGCGCUGGAGGAGCAGUUCAGCCGUCUGCAAAGGGAGAAGAAUGAUUUACAGUCCCGCAUAGAGGAAGACCAGGAGGACCUGAACGAGCUUGUGAAGAAGCACAAGUCUGCUGUGUCUCAGGCUGCUCAGAACCUGGGCCAGAUCAGCGACCUGCAGGCCCAGCUGGAGGAGGCCCUCAAGGAGAAGCAGGAGGUCCAGGAGAAGAUGCAAGCUCUGCAGAGUCAGCUGGAGUUCAAGGAGCAGUCCACGGUGGAGAGGUCCCAGGUGGGCCGCCAGGAGGCCAAGGUCCGGGAGCUGGAGACCAAGCUGGAGUUUGAGAAGACUCAGGUCAAACGCCUGGAGAGUCUGGUGGCCCGCCUCAAAGAGAACCUGGAGAAGCUGAUGGAGGAGCGAGACCACUGCAGCACCACGGAGAACCGGGAGAAGGAGCAGAACAAGAGGCUGCAGAGGCAGAUCCGGGACGUCAAGGAGGAGAUGGGCGAGCUGGCCAAGAAGGAGGCCGAGGCCAGUCGGAAGAAACACGAGCUGGAAAUGGACAUUGAGAGCCUUGAGGCUGCCAACCAGAGCCUGCAGGCUGAUCUCAAGCUGGCCUUCAAGAGAAUCGGGGACCUUCAAGCAGCCAUCGAGGAUGAGAUGGAGAGUGAUGACAAUGAAGACCUCAUCAACAGUUUGCAAGACAUGGUGACAAAAUAUCAGAAAAGAAAGAACCGAACCGAGGGUGAAUCAGAAACAGACUCUGAGGCUGAGAACCGUGUGGAUGGAGUGAAAUCCUGGCUCUCCAAAAGCAAGGGGUACAGCAAGAACCUCUCUGAUGAUGGCAGCCUUAAAAGUUCCAGCCCAACGAGUCAGCGUCGAUUCGGCUUUGACAGAUCUGAUGAAGAGGCGGAGGAGGAAGAAAAGGAAGAGAGGAGUGCGCUCCCGUCCUCCCCCCGCUGUUGAUGCCAACACAGCGGCCCCCUGUAGGUGGCAGGGACCUCCUGGCGGCCCGAUGCAUUGGAGCGUUGAUGCACACACUGGUCACGCUUUCCAUCACUUUAUUCUCCUUGCAUGCAAUUUGUGCCAAAUGUUUGCGUCUGUAGACGUAGCAGUCACACACACACACACACACACACACUCAAACACAAGAUGAACUCCCCAAGGUAUAUUAAUUUCCUGCCGGAAAGCAUCUUGUCGCUUACGUUGUUAAUCCUGUGCGGAACUGGCAUUGCUGGGUUCUUAAAGGGUUUGGGUGAAGUGUGUGCAGUCUGCGUUCCCAGAUCACUGUCUGGAGGCAGUGGCUUGGCUUAGGCAGCACGCCCUUCCCUAUUUGCGCUGCCUUGCAUUAUCGUUGUAACCGAGCCAAAGAACUUGAGGUUGCAAUUAUAUAUACUCACACACUAUAUAUAACCAAAAAACACCACCGUGAUCGAAGUAGACUCCUCGACAGUUGGUCUCGUCCGGCUGUAUGUAGAUUUGAGUGAACUGACAGAGGAGACUGAAAACGGAUAAAGAAAAGUUUUUAUCGGCUUGGUUUUCUAACCUUUUGCUACUUUUUCCCUCUUUUGCUGGCAAAUACUUUCUUCCUUUUAUGCUGAUGCGGCAAUAACUACUCUGCAAACCACUUUCCCCCCCGUUUUUAUUUGGAUUGAUUAUAUGUUUGGAGUAUGGCCCUCAAGGAAGUGCAUUUCCAUAAAGCUUGAGUGUAACUUCUGCAAAAUGCCUUUUCAGAUUUUCGUCUGUGUCCUAGCAAGAAUCAUUUUUAACUAAGCUCUGCUCGUCACACAGGAUCUGCCUUUUUAUUUUCUAUCAGACCUACAUUGCUUUCCAAAGGAAAUUAACAUGGGCAUUGAAUUUAGGUUGCCAUUAUAAAAAAACACUACUAUGAGCUCCUCAGUCACUGAGUUGCUUUUCAAUGCGCUCCACUCAUUAAGUGUGUCUUCGAGGUCUUUGUGCUGAUUAAUGAUGUCAUUUUUCAAAGUAAACGCAUUGAGAAGCAAACAUGAUAACAAAGACUUUCAUGGUUGUUCAUGUUUGACAUCAAACCCAUCGGCCAUAUUUAUAAUAUUUAUGAAGUAGAAAUACAAUAUUUUUAGCAAAUUGUACAUCGUUCAUGGAUCUUAACAUGAGGGCUUCCUGAAACUGAGAAAAAAGUAGGUUGUCAUUGCCUCUUAUGGGUUGUAUUCAACACUAUGCAGUCAGGUUGAGGAUUUUUUGACUUCCUCUUAAUAAAAAUGGCUCAAUAAACCACUUAAUUAAGGAAGAUCACUUUGCCUAUCGUAUACUUUAAUAUAUAUGUAUGAUUUAUGCAAGCUUUUAACUGGUUCAUGUUGAUUGUCAUUGAACAAAUUCACCAUGUGCUAUUAUGGUAAUAAUUUUGCAUACAGUUUAAUAUAUUGUAAAUAAAUAAUGGUAAUUGUUAUAUAA
Messenger RNA from Gadus macrocephalus (Pacific cod), 8349 nucleotides. It is a transcript of the gene myo18ab, whose product is annotated as myosin XVIIIA b. Gene Ontology annotation, molecular function: protein binding; ATP binding; cytoskeletal motor activity. Bases 295 to 6885 code for a protein of 2196 amino acids. NCBI's taxonomy places the organism in Eukaryota, Metazoa, Chordata, Actinopteri, Gadiformes, Gadidae. Gene Ontology annotation, cellular component: myosin complex. The record is from RefSeq and is a predicted model, not a curated record. The transcript is spliced from 46 exons.